AUGGAAGAAGAACACGCGGAGCCAUUCAAGGAAGGUUCAGACCUCUGCCAGCAGCUCAUGGACCGGUACGCCAACUCCGCCGCGCCACAGCACCGCCACCUCCUCGCCACAGCCGCCGCCCUGCGCUCCAACCUUGCCGCCGAGUCCCUACCCCUUACGCCGCCCGCCUACUUCGCUGCCGCCAUCUCCGCUCUCGACGCCACGGAGGCUCUGGACCCCGUCGCUCUCUCCGCCCUCGUUUCCUUCAUGUCCAUUGCCCUCCCCCUCGUGCCGCCCGGCGGAAUUACGGCACCAAAGUCGCACGAGGCAGCCGAGAUCCUCGUUGCGGUGCUAACCAGGGAGGGAGAGGAGUUGGGGGCGGCGUGCGUGAGGGCUACGGUGAAGUGCUUGGGGGUUUUGAUUGCGUUUUGUGAUUUGGAGGAUUGGGAUGGGAUCAAAUUGGGCUUUGAAACAUUGCUCAAGUUCUCCAUUUGCAAGCGUCCCAAGGUACGCAGAUGUGCUCAAGAAUCUGUGGAGAAGGUUUUCAAGUUUAUCAGAUCCUCCACGGUUACCAAGGAAGCUAGCAAGUUGGUUUUGUCAGAGCUGAAAAGUUGCUGUGCUUUAGCACUGAAGUUAAAUGCUUUGAGGACUGUUGAUGAAUGUAAAGAAGAUAAGGUUUUGAAACAUGAACACCUGGAUGUCCUACAUGUACUGAAUUUAAUUAAUCUCAUUGCUCCAUAUCUUUCUACGAAAGUCAUUCUGAAAGUUCUUUCAGAAGUGCAUAAAUUAUUUAGUUUCAUGUUUUCGGAACUUGCAAGGCACACUCUUAAAACUAUUGAGGCUAUUUUUGAAGCUUUGAGAAUUAAAAAUAAAGUUCUGGAGACAGAGGACGUUGUAGUUUCUCUUACUUCAUUUGUAUCUUUGAGGGAUAAAAACCCCUUGGAUGCUGUGAUUUUGGCAGCAAAGUUAUUAAGACUUGCAAUGGACUUACUUUAUAAUGGACAAUCAAGCUUGUGGGUCAAGAAUCUCCCUCCAGUUUGCAGAUCUGUGAUGGGUCUUCUAACUCUUGAUGGAAACACUGCAUCACAGGCUUCAAGUAUUUUGAAUGAUGUGCUCAAGCAUCAUAUUUCUCCCUUAAGCAUGUUAAUGGGCACAGAUCAAACAUCUCAUGAUAGUAGUCUGGAAGGUGUUAAAGCAGAUGCGAUAAAAUCAACAUGUGCUGUUUUUGAGAGUGCCCUUUCUUCUAUUGAUGGAAUUCCAAAUGAGCACGUUCUGUCAGUCAUAUCUGUUUUAUUUCUUGAGCUUGUUGAAGCAGUCACUGGAGUAGAUGAAGAGUGUAGAGUUGGAGGAUGA
Sphenostylis stenocarpa is the source of this 1332-nucleotide messenger RNA. The record is from the annotation of a GenBank genome assembly. NCBI's taxonomy places the organism in Eukaryota, Viridiplantae, Streptophyta, Magnoliopsida, Fabales, Fabaceae.